Messenger RNA from Galleria mellonella (greater wax moth), 2765 nucleotides. RefSeq names its product homeobox protein aristaless-like. Gene Ontology annotation, biological process: regulation of transcription by RNA polymerase II. Bases 411 to 1499 code for a protein of 362 amino acids. Gene Ontology annotation, molecular function: RNA polymerase II transcription regulatory region sequence-specific DNA binding; DNA-binding transcription factor activity, RNA polymerase II-specific. The record is from RefSeq and is a predicted model, not a curated record. The transcript is spliced from 5 exons. Lineage: Eukaryota; Metazoa; Arthropoda; Insecta; Lepidoptera; Pyralidae.
CACCGCGGACUUAGUGCGCGUUUUAGCGCUACUAACGCGAAUUCGCGUAUUGCAAAGCCGACGGUGAACGCUACGUGCUUCCAAUACGGAACUGGAUAUUUGUAUAUUAUGUAGAUGAUAUUUUAUCAAGUGACUAAUGUGUUGGACCAUUCAAAUUUAAUAUCUAACAAAUCGUAUUAUUUGAUGCAUGAUAUCAGUAUCGCGAAUCAAAUUAUGCAAUGCACCUGCACCUUAAUACGUGACGAGGUUGUAGCAAAUUUAUCUUGUGAUAAAUAAUAGUGACACAAAAUUAAAAUGCGUUCCAAUUUUGACGUUACUAUCAAACUGUCAAGGUGUGACUAAAAUGUCAAACGUAAACAUAAACACUGUUCUAAAUUUAAAAGUCUUCAGUGCUAGCAAUCAAUUAGAAAAUGGACCUUACAACACGGCGCGGGGAAGCGGAUGGAACUGUUCCACCGGAUUCGGUACAUUUAAACGGAGCGGAGCAGAUGUGCCGCGAACUAGUGAACGGAACGGACAUCGGGUAUGACGUCACGGGGGUAACCACGGAAGUGACAACAUCACGGAAGACGAACUCGUUCAGUAUAAGGAAUUUGGUUGGCGGAGAUGAUUCGGAACGUUCAGCCGACGGGAGCACGAACGUCAACGAUGACUUCUUCACGCACGAGCAACCAUACCAGAAGUACUCCAGCAUGGGUAUCUCGGAGCCUCCGAAAGACGACUCGCCCAGAACAACACCUGAGUUAACGAGAGCAGACCAGUCCCCGGCUUCGGAAAGACCUCCACCAGGGUCAGCAGACAGCGAUGAUGCUGACGAGUUUGCACCUAAAAGAAAACAAAGACGAUAUAGAACAACGUUCACUAGUUUUCAGCUUGAGGAAUUGGAGAAAGCGUUUUCGAGGACACAUUACCCAGAUGUAUUUACCAGGGAAGAGCUUGCUAUGAAGAUCGGAUUAACAGAAGCUAGAAUACAGGUAUGGUUCCAGAACCGCCGCGCGAAGUGGCGCAAACAAGAAAAAGUUGGUCCUCAAGCUCACCCCUACAACCCGUACCUGGGAGCGGGAGGCGGAGCUCCCCCGCCGUCCGUAGUAGCCUCCAUGCCCAAUCCGUUCUCGCAACUCGGGUUCGGAUUUAGGAAGCCUUUUGAUGCGAACGCCUUAGCAUCAUUCAGGUACGCAGGCGCGCCAGUCCUCGGGGCGCAGUACCUCGGGGCGCCCCUGCCUCGACCGCCCCUCUUCAGUGCACCUCUAUAUUCUACACCACCGCCUUUCCACUCGCUCCUCGCCGGCCUCGCGGCACCGCCAAGACAAUCUCCGGACCCGCCCCCAGUGUCGCCCCCCAUAUCUCCAGGAAGCGAAUCGCCCCCAAGUGCUCAAUCAUCAGUUCCAGAAGUCGAAAGACGAAGUUCCAGUAUUGCUGCACUCAGAAUGGCCGCAAGAGAGCACGAAUUAAGGCUAGAAAUAUUGAGACAACGGCACCAUAGUGACUUGAUUAGUUGAGUUUUGUACGGUUGAACUCCAGUGUAAUAAAUGCAGUACCUAUUUUUCAGGUACAAAUCGCAAAACUCUCAAGUUAUAGAAGCCUUGUAAGAUAACUAUUAUAGUAAAUAAUAGAUUUUAUAUGAAACAGUAGAGGAUGUCAGGAUCUAACAGGAUUUGUUAAUUUUACUUUUUAUUUAUCUAAUAAAAAUGUUCUUAUCUUUAAUAAAUUUAUGACCAAUAUCUAAUAAUUCAGUAUUGUAUUAUGUUUUUUAUCAUAUCAAUUUUCUACUUCUUUCAAAACUUGUAAUCCAUAGUUAUUUGCCUAAUUGUUUGGCUUAGGUAAGUACUUAAAGUAAUAGUGUACAUUAUAACAAUUCUAUACCAAUCCUGACUCUGUAAAUGUAAGUAAAAAUAUUUCAAUCCGUCCAAUUUAUAGGCCUUAUUGUUAUUUAUUUUAGCUUUAAGAAUUAUAAGACGUACUAUUUUAUAAUUUUAAUUUAAGAAGUGAUAAAAAUAACCGUACUACGCAAUAUGCUGUGCCUUGAAGGUGCCUUUCCUAUGAAAAUUUUAUUACGUUAAGCACGAAUCUUUUGCUGAUAUACAUACAUAUAUAUCUAAGUAUAUAAUUAUGCAAGAGAUAUAAGUUUAUAUAGAAAAUGUGAAUAGUAGACAAUAAAAUUACAGAUCAUUUGUAAAAUGUCUAAAAUAUUUUGUUACUUCUAUUACUGUUAAAAUGAGAAAAAAUAAAAAUAUCUCUUUGCAAAGUGAUUAUAAAUACUCAUUAUAAAUUUAACAAUUCUGAGAAUAAUUAACAAUAAUUUUGACAAGAAUUAUGAGAAUAUUAAACAAUACGUAUUUACUUAUUUGUGUUACUCUUUACAUAAAUACUUGUAAAUUGUUCAAAAAUAUAAAAUUAAUUUCAUCUAAUUGUUUAUCUUAAUUUUGUUGUAGUUAUAAAACAUAAUUCGUCCAAUAAAUGUGUAUUUAAGUUGCACCAAAGAGAGCAUUAUGAAAUAAAAUAAUAUGCGUUCAAACUUAUCCUGGUUAUUAAAAUUCAAAACACAAUAUUGAUUCUAAAUUUUCAUUUAUAUAAUACUAUUAAUAAGUGUUAAUUUGAGUCAAUAAUUUAUCAAAUUCCACUUGUGAUCAUCAUAAUUAUUUCGAAGAAACUAUAAAUAAAUUACGUACAUUUCGAGAACUGCACAAACAAUUUCUAAGCUUUUUGUUAAAUGACAUGAAAAUUUAAGUAUAUAUAGUACGAAAUAAACAAAUAUUGAAACUGAA